Telopea speciosissima is the source of this 1301-nucleotide messenger RNA. RefSeq names its product probable NAD(P)H dehydrogenase (quinone) FQR1-like 2. NCBI's taxonomy places the organism in Eukaryota, Viridiplantae, Streptophyta, Magnoliopsida, Proteales, Proteaceae. The coding region runs from base 69 to 842 and encodes 257 amino acids. Gene Ontology annotation, molecular function: FMN binding; NAD(P)H dehydrogenase (quinone) activity. The transcript is spliced from 2 exons. The record is from RefSeq and is a predicted model, not a curated record.
AAAGAUUACCUGCAAUCGCUAGUGCUGGUAAGGAACAACAAGAUUUGCCAGCUCCAAUCGCUGCAACCAUGGGGAAGGGAGGUGGUUGUGUGCCCAGUAAAAAGCGAAUGCCAUUAGCUACUUCCAAUGAUGUUCCGAAGACAGCCGUGGAUGUUCCGAUCAAUGUCGACGAUAAGUCCCUCCCUGCUGAUUCCACUCCUACGCGCGGAGUCACGAUUUCGUCGCCACCUGCGAAGUUGAAGAUUUAUAUCGUCUACUACUCCAUGUAUGGUCAUGUAGAGGGGUUGGCAAAGAGAAUGAAGAAAGGGAUUGAUGGGAUCGAGGGGGUCGAGGGUUUCUUAUACCGUGUUCCUGAGACUCUGUCAGAUGAGAUUCUCGAGAAGAUGAAAGCUCCUCCUAAAGACAACUCGAUCCCCUUGAUAUCUACGGCGGAAUUGGCGUCGGCCGAUGGGUUUUUGUUUGGGUUUCCGACCAGGUAUGGAUGUAUGGCUGCUCAAAUGAAGUCUUUCUUCGACUCGACUGGGCAGUUGUGGAAGGAACAAAAGCUUGCAGGGAAGCCGGCUGGGUUCUUUGUGAGCACUGGUACGCAAGGAGGUGGCCAAGAAACCACUGCUUGGACGGCAAUCACCCAGUUGGCACACCAUGGAAUGCUAUUUGUUCCCAUUGGAUACACAUUUGGAGCCGGAAUGUUCAAGAUGGACUCUAUUAGGGGUGGUUCUCCAUAUGGUGCUGGAGUUUAUGCUGGUGAUGGCACAAGGGAGCCUACUGAGACAGAGCUGGCACUUGCAGAGCACCAGGGGAAAUACAUGGCGGCAGUUGUAAAGAGGCUCGCUCCUGUUUGAUAACAAGUUUGGUUGGAUCCUUGUUUGUUCCACCUACAUUUUAGGUUCGUCAUUUGUUUAUUCAAAAGAUUCUUUUCAGAUCAUGAUCAUUAGCCGUAGCUUUUCACAUGUUGGAAGGUUUUGUGUGAACAAACUACCCAUGUGUAGCUACAAUAUCCUGUUCUUUCCAUUUUGUGUUAGUUCUGCCCCAUUUGUUUUUUCAGAAAGUUGUAUAUGGUCUCAACAUCUUAUUUCUGUUUCGUCGUGGUACCAAUUAAGUUGUGAAAUGUGUUCUUUUGUAUACUACUGUCAUAUUUUCAUUGGUCUUUUUUUUCAUUCAGGAAAUUCAAUUCUGAUUGUGUUUUAUAGGUUGAAGAGACUGGCCUUGUUUAGCCUCAAUGCCCAUUGCGCAGAAAGUUGUAUAUUAUCUAAAAAAUUCUUAUGUUUCAUUAUGGUAACAAUGAAAUAGUGAGUUUCUGU